Symbiodinium sp. CCMP2592 is the source of this 975-nucleotide messenger RNA. The record is from the annotation of a GenBank genome assembly. Lineage: Eukaryota; Dinophyceae; Suessiales; Symbiodiniaceae.
AUGGAAUCCACGUGUGAGGAACUGGAUCUGCCACCGCAUGUGUACUAUGAUCAGCUGGAGGAGGCCCUACUGCUGAAUGCACUACGCAACAUUGCCAGAGGCUGCGAAGUGUCAGUGCCACCCAGCCUUUCUCUUGCGGCGGUCAAUGAUAUACUUGAUAUGGCCAAACACAUUUUGCCGACACCUGAAUAUCAGCAAUUGAUGGCCUACUCGGUUGAGCUUGGGGAGCAAGUUGCGGGACGCAUCUCAGCCGCUUUCCCACACCCUUUGACAGAAGGGGCUGCCUCCGAUGCCGAGGCCGAGAAGGUUCAUUAUUUGCGCAUGGGUACAGGCUCGCUUUGGAAUGCUGUCAGACAUGUCAUUUCGUUGCUGCCGUUUGAACUGGUACAACGACGCCACCAGCGAGAAGGACAAAGACAGUUCGUUUGUGGGGCGUAUGGGCACCACUCCUUAGUGGGACUAUAUAGAAAUACUGCCCCUUACCAGUCGGCAAUCCUGCUUAUCAAUACGCUGCUGUGCUCCAUCUGCCCAACGCACAUAUGGUCCACGGUAGUUAUCACCCUGGAUAAUGUGGCAGAACUGCAUGUAGACAGGCAAAACGCGCCGCAACGGGCGCUGGUGCUUGGGAUCUCGCACUUUGAGGGGGGACGCCUUUGGCUACAAAACCUGGGAGCCAUGUUCCAGUCCCAAUCCGGAGCUGGACCCAUGCAGACUGCAGCCACCGGUAACUUCUACGACUUGAGUGCCAGAGCUUACCUCAUACCAACCCACUGUCGCCUACAUGCUACCGAACCCGGCUUCCUAGGCAAUCGGUUUGUGGUCAUCGCCUAUCUGGUGGGACAGCAUGCUAGCCUGUCACAAGUGCACACGCAUGCACUGUCGGAUAUGGGCUUCUGCUUGCCGGCUUACAGGAACACAAGACCUGAUGCCGGGACAGCUGCAGAUGACACAUUAGAUAUCGAGGUAGUGGACUAG